AUGACAAUAUUUGAAAAUAGAAUCUAUAGAAUAAUAGUAGAAUAUCUUUGGUUUGAUUAUGAAAAUAAUAAAAGUUAUGCAAGAUCACUUAGUAUGAUAAAUUGGUAUUGUCAUGAUGUCAUUUGUUCGCUGAAUACUAGCUUUCAAGGAUCAUCUCAGAUCAUAGAUGAAUUGUUAAAGUCUCAUUUUAGAAUUAAAACAGAUGACAAUCUAAACAGAUGUUCAUUGUUUAGUAAUCUAUUAGAGUUGUACUGUAAUGUUGGUGAACUUAGAGAGGUGACCAGAGAUGGUUUGAAGUUAAUUGCACCAACAAUCAGAUCAUUGAAAUGUGCUCAUUCAGAUAUUAAAUUGAUGAUCGAUUUAGGAAUGAAUUCACUUGAAAGUUUGGAGUGUAAUGUAUUCGUAAAUAAAGUUAGCGAUUACGAAGAUAUCAAGUUAUUAUCACCCACACUGAAACAUCUCAAGAUCGGUGUUGGUAUGGAUUUCCAUGAUGCUUAUCAAAGUGUUAGAUACGAAGAUUUCGUUCCAAUUACCAAGUAUUUGGUAUCAGACCAUUUCCAACAUUUGACAUCACUCGAAAUUGAAGACACCAAUUUAGAUUCCGGUGACUAUGGUUACUUUCUAAUGCUCGAUAGCUAUUCAUCAAUGUUCUUCAAUGGUUUACUCAAAUUCAAAUCUUUGGAGCGUUUGGCAUUAAACAUUUCUUUUAAAAUCCAAUCUUUUGAACCGAUGGAGAAAAUGGAUGCAUUCCAAGCGAAGUUAUUAAACUAUCUUACGAGCCAAAAGUCUUUGAAAAGCCUAGUAUUACCGUUGUUUGAAUCUCCAAAGCAAAACACCUCUUGUUUAGACUAUCUUUUCCAAGAGUCAUCAAUUGAAAGACUUCAUAUCGAUUGGCUUGCUUUUCAUUGCCUAGUGACACGAACUACACUUCAACAUUUUACAAUCGGGGUAGAAGAUCAAGAUAUCGAGAUGUUGGCAUUGGUAAGAGAAUUGGAUAACCGAUCAUUCAUAACCAAUACCUUUGGAGGAAUCACCAAGCUUCUAAUCAAACAACAAGAUCUUCAACAGCAAUAUGGAUUUCCAGCAGAUAGAGUACUAACCUGUAAAGUACAAAUGAUCGACAAUCAAAUCGAUGAAGAAUUCCUAAAGACUCUCAAGAAUAAUAGAACUCUUAGAAGAAUCUACAUUGAAAUUAUAUGUCAGAACGAAGGCAACAUUAAACCAGAGUUUAUUCACCUUAAACCUAUAGAUGAUAUUAUUAAAAGUCAUCCAACAAUACGCAAUAAACAUAAUUGGUUAUUAUAA
Molecule: messenger RNA, 1305 nt
Organism: Heterostelium album PN500
Lineage: Eukaryota; Evosea; Eumycetozoa; Acytosteliales; Acytosteliaceae
Exons: 1
Coding region: 1-1305 (434 amino acids)
Source: RefSeq, a predicted model, not a curated record